Messenger RNA from Odobenus rosmarus divergens (Pacific walrus), 2963 nucleotides. It is a transcript of the gene XKR7, whose product is annotated as XK, Kell blood group complex subunit-related family, member 7. The transcript has 3 exons. The coding region runs from base 190 to 1935 and encodes 581 amino acids. Gene Ontology annotation, cellular component: plasma membrane. The record is from RefSeq and is a predicted model, not a curated record. Gene Ontology annotation, biological process: phosphatidylserine exposure on apoptotic cell surface; apoptotic process involved in development; engulfment of apoptotic cell. NCBI's taxonomy places the organism in Eukaryota, Metazoa, Chordata, Mammalia, Carnivora, Odobenidae.
AGCCCUGGCGGGGUGGGGGAGGGACGGGGGAGGCGCCGAGGGGAAUGAAUAAUUGAAGUAGAGGGGAGGAGGAAGAAGAGGAGAGGAGGAAGAGGAGGAGGCGGGAGCCUCCCGCACAGGGUCCUUCCCACUCCGCACCCCACCCCCUCCGCCGCCCGGAAGUCGCUCCCCGCCUCCUGCUCCGCCAACAUGGCCGCGAAGUCGGAUGGAGCGGCGGCCGCGGCCGGCCCGGGGCCGGAGGGGGCGGCCGGAGGAGCCCGGAGUGGUGCGGGCGGGCGCGGGGAGGCGGCAGCGGCGGCGGCCGAGGGCCCCGGAGUGACCGGGGCUGGGGGCUCGGGGCCGCGCUACGAGCUGCGGGACUGCUGCUGGGUGCUGUGCGCGCUGCUCGUGUUCUUCUCCGACGGCGCCACGGACCUGUGGCUGGCGGCCUCCUACUACCUGCAGGGUCAGCGCACCUACUUCGGCCUCACGUUGCUAUUCGUGCUCCUGCCCUCGCUGGUUGUGCAGCUGCUCAGCUUCCGCUGGUUCGUCUACGACUACUCGGAGCCUGAGGGCGCCCCGGGACCCGCCGUCAGCACCAAGGACAGCGGCACCGGCGGGCCUUCCAUCAGCACCAAGGACAGCGCCACCGCCUCCCGGACCAAAGAAGGCAGCCCCCAGCUGGGUCCCGGGCCCGAGCCCUCCUCGGCCAGCGCCUACCGCCGCCGCUGCUGCCGCCUCUGCGUCUGGCUGCUGCAGACCCUCGUCCACCUCCUGCAGCUCGGCCAGGUCUGGAGGUACCUGCGCGCCUUGUACCUGGGGCUGCAGAGCCGCUGGCGCGGGGAGCGGCUGCGGCGCCACUUCUACUGGCGGAUGCUGUUCGAGAGCGCGGACGUGAGCAUGCUGCGCCUGCUGGAGACCUUCCUGCGCAGCGCGCCGCAGCUCGUGCUGCAGCUCAGCCUUCUGGUGCAGCGCGGCAGCGAGCCCGACCUGCUGCCGGCCCUGUCCACCUCUGCCUCGCUCGUGUCCCUGGCCUGGACGCUGGCCUCCUACCAGAAGGUGCUGCGGGACUCACGGGACGACAAGCGGCCACUGUCCUACAAGGGCGCCGUGGCCCAGGUGCUGUGGCACCUGUUCACCAUUGCAGCUCGCAGUCUGGCCUUCGCGCUCUUUGCCAGCGUCUACAAGCUCUACUUUGGCAUCUUCAUCGUGGCCCACUGGUGCGUCAUGACCUUCUGGGUCAUCCAGGGCGAGACAGACUUCUGCAUGUCUAAGUGGGAGGAGAUCAUCUACAACAUGGUGGUGGGCAUCAUCUACAUCUUCUGCUGGUUCAACGUCAAGGAGGGCCGCAGCCGCCGCCGCAUGGCCCUCUACUACUGCAUCGUCCUGCUUGAGAACGCCGCGCUCACUGGCUUCUGGUACUCCAGCCGCAACUUCUCCACCGACUUCCGCUCGCUCAUCCUGGUCUGUGUGGUGGCCUCCAGCUUCGCGCUGGGCAUCUUCUUCAUGUGUGUCUACUACUGCCUCCUGCACCCCAACGGGCCCAUGCUGGGUCCCCAGGCGCCUGGCUGCAUCUGCCCGGAGUCCCCAGGGCCCUGUGGCCCACCAGCCGACGCCGUCACAAGUCCCCCAAGAUCCCUGCCAAGGACUACAGGCGCUGAGAGGGAUGGGGCCUCAGUGGGGGGCGAGCGUGCAGGGACCCCCACGCCACCCGUCUUCCAGGUGCGGCCUGGCUUGCCUCCCACACCAGUGGCUCGCCCUUUGCGGACAGAAGGGCCGGUCAUUCGGAUUGACCUGCCCCGGAAGAAGUACCCUGCCUGGGAUGCUCAUUUUAUCGACCGCCGGCUCCGGAAGACCAUUCUGGCGCUGGAGUACGCCUCUCCUGCCACGCCUCGGUUGCAGUACCGGAGCGUGGGGAUCUCCCAGGAGCUGCUGGAGUACGAGACCACGGUGUAGGCCACAGUCUCCCCCACAAAGAGGGACAGGCUUGGCUGACCCCACACCAACCACAGUGUUGAGCCCGGAAUUUCAGGGCCACCCAGCUAAAGGGGUGUGGAUCUGUUGGUCCAAGGGUAGAGUGGCCCACCAUUGGGUUCUUUCAGGGGAGGGGACAGCCCUGUGGAGGCCCCAGCCCUAGGCCCUGUUUUCAGCCCUGUGGCCCAUUUCCUAAACUCCCCUGAACUAGGGCCCAGGGAAUCAACUGGUGCUACACUCCUCAUUAGCUGCCCCAUUUUCAUGAAGGCCUCCAUAUGUGUCUGGUGCCGGGGCACCCCACCCUCUCCCCUGCCUGGAGUCACCCACAUGUUGCUCCUGGUGGACCUGCCAGAGACAGGGCACUGGCUGGGGUCCAUGACCUAGGCCCUGUGUUCCUCAGGGGGUGUGGGGGGUGGGCUGCCUCUCUGGGGAGAGAUCUCCGAGAAGGAUGGAGGAGGCAGUGGAAGAUGUGAGGGGAGGUGGGAGCAUCUGGUCGACAAGGUUGGUACAGUUCCUGUGGGGUCCGAGGUCCGGAGCCUGGGCAAGAGGGGAAUUAAAGGAGGGAGUUGGGGUGGGGUGGGGAGUUGGGGUGGGGGCUGACAGUGCUUGCAGCUGGAGAGGAGGAAGAACCCUGAGGCAACUGAGGGGUGUAGGCCAGCGGGAGCACGAAGGGAUAGCAGGUUUGGGGGAGGGGAACCCUCAAUCCACCACAUAGAGGAUGUUCCCAAAGUGAACUUGUCAGGAGACACCCUUUGUUGUGGGCUCUAUUAUGGAUGAGGUUCCAGACACCUCAGGUGAAAUGUUUCCAGGAGCCAUUCUUUGUUCUAGAUGAGUAUCUAGAACAUUUCUUCUAGAUAAAGGUCUUGCAUACAACAGAUAAAAUGUCUAGGAAGAUACGCUGGCUCCGUUAUACAUGAGGUUCUAGCACAUUUAGCAGAGAAACCGUUCCAGAGAGACAUUCUUAAUUCUGGAUUAAGUUUUAGAACACUUAGCUGAUAAAAAUGUGCUAG